AUGCCUAACAAUGUGCAAGCACGACACCGUCUAUCGCUUGACAGCCAGCAGAAAAUGAUGAAGAUUAGGAGGGGUAUUAUAUUAACAUCUGCACAAGUGCCGGAGGAGCCCUCCGACGAGGCAGUCGAUGAGCAAGGUGGCGCUGAGGACAACGAUUCGGAAGAGGAAUAUGAAGAAGAGAAGGGAGAAGAAGGCCCUUUAAUGGAGGAGGAGGAGGACUCUGACGAUGAUCUCGACCCGUUGCCUAAAGGUGACGGAAGGGAGCGGGACGAGCGAGUGCUUGCGGAGGAGGGUUAUGGCAAGUUUUGA
This is a messenger RNA of Heterobasidion irregulare TC 32-1, 309 nucleotides long. RefSeq lists its product as uncharacterized. Bases 1 to 309 code for a protein of 102 amino acids. The record is from RefSeq and is a predicted model, not a curated record. The transcript is spliced from 2 exons. NCBI's taxonomy places the organism in Eukaryota, Fungi, Basidiomycota, Agaricomycetes, Russulales, Bondarzewiaceae.